GGUCAUUUUCCAUCCAUCUGACCUGACAACCACGCGGGAGGAAAUCAGCUGUUAUUAUGGCCCUCCCGCGUUGCCAUGGUGACGUAUAUACAACAACAUGGCGGGCGGAGGGAGGAGGAAAGUUCCAGUGUGGACCAAACCUGCGGCCGAUAUGGAGUGCAGAAGGUGCAAGAGUCGCCACGCCGCCCACGCCGGCUCCCUGGACGAGCGCGGGCGGGCGUACGGGCGGGCUCAGCUGAAGAACAAGGUCCUCCGGGAGGGUGUGGCCAAAUGGACCUUCCCCGCCCGGAUGCGCUCCCGCCCUCCGCUGCCCGCCCCCAGGGACGCCUCCGCCUGGCGCCCCCCGCAGUGGAACAUUCAGGUGGAGCAGUCUGUGCCGGAGGACAUGGAGGGCGUGGUUUCCGAAGAGCUCCGGCAGCGAAUAGAGCGCAUCCUCGCCUUUCCGGUAGAGGGCGGUGCGGGGGGGCAGGGCGAAAACCUCCCCGAGACUCCGCCCACUCCCAGCACCCGCAUUGAAGCCACCAGAACACCGGCAGGAGGACUCCUUCAGGAUUAUUUGGACCAACUGGAUCCUGAGGAAGAAGAGGAACUCAUGUUUCAGGGGUCUGAAAGCGAAGAAAACGAAGACGACGACGACCUCUUGUACGACCCUGAGAAGGAGACCUACACGACCCCUUACCUGCUCUUCCUGCAGCACGCCAAGUCGAGGAGGAGGGACUUCGCGCCGCAGUCUGCGAACCUCCCGGACGACUUGGCUCAGAACGGCGAAGCCAGCUCCUUCAGGGACGACGAGGAUGGGGGUCGCGACGGGGCAAGGGGUCGUACCGGACACCGAACGAUAUCCAGCGUCGUCGAGACCACCAGGACGACCACUUCCGCUGACCCGACGACUCUCAAGGAUGACCAGGAACUCACUGAGACUGGAGGCGGGGGUGACUCCCUGGCCGUACCUGCUGGUGCCACGACAGCGCCCUUCGUCCCGUCCGUGAAGGCGCUGCGGAGUGAGAAGGAGGAGGACCCGGCGUCGGGGGGCAGCCAGGAGGAGGAGGAGGAGGAGGAAGAAGACGAGGAGGAGGAAGAGGAGAAUGGCGUUGCAGGGGAAGAAGGAGCGAAGGAAGGGAAGACGAAAGAGAGCAAGAAAAAGAAGUCCACGAAGAAAAAGAAGAGCAAAAAGAAGAAAAAGAAGAAAGGCGCCAACGAGGCGAAUGGAGGAGACGAGAAAGGCGACAAAGACGACGAAGGAGCAGACGACACAGCAGAAGAAACCGUCAGGAAGAACGAGGAGAAGCUGAGGAAGUCCGUCGCCCUAGGGCUCUUCAGGGACUUCGCCAAGACGGUGUUCGCCAAGAAUCAGCCAGGGUUCAAGCUGUUCGACGGCUUCGAGGAACUGCCGGAAGGAUCCAAGGAUUCGGACGAGGCGAGAAAUUAGGAAGGAGCGCGCGGGGUGAAAGAAAAUGGCGCCGAGAGACAGGGAGAGAGAAGGAGAAAGGAAUUAUGCUGAAGAUGAGUUACAAGCAAGAAAGAGGUCGAAAAGGGCUUUUUCUGUUUUUAAUUAUUGAUUGUUCUUAGGAUGGAAAUCUUUAGGGCUGCAGGGGUUUUACAUCAAGGUAAAAGAGAGCAGCGGAU
Molecule: messenger RNA, 1626 nt
Organism: Penaeus chinensis
Lineage: Eukaryota; Metazoa; Arthropoda; Malacostraca; Decapoda; Penaeidae
Product: helicase SWR1-like
Exons: 6
Coding region: 98-1429 (443 amino acids)
Source: RefSeq, a predicted model, not a curated record